UUCUGCGCACGCGCAGUCUUCACCCCACAGAAGAGCACUCGCGUCCCUCAGAGGAUAUUCUCUCUGCUUAUAAAAGCUCCUAGGAGCUCAUCACCAGCAGUAAAGCUGUAUCAACACCGGCUGGACAGACCCGAGGGAAGUGGCGCCGCAUACGGGGAACUGCCGCUGGACAUCGCCAUGAGUUACAAACCUAUAGCUCCUGCGCCGUCUGGCUCCAACCACACGCCUCCUGGCUCCUCGGUGCCGUCUCCUUCCCUCCCAUCGUCGUCUAACUUCAGGCCGGCUUUCAGCGACUUCGGUCCUCCUUCCAUGGGUUUUGUUCAGCCCGUCAAAGUCAGCCAAGGCUCCACUUACAGCGAGCUUCUGUCCGUCAUUGAGGAGAUGAGCCGGGAGAUCCGCCCGACAUACGCCGGCAGCAAAAGUGCCAUGGAGAGGCUAAAGAGAGGAAUAAUCCACGCCCGUGCGCUGGUCAGGGAAUGUCUCGCUGAGACGGAAAGAAGCGCCCGCACAUAACACUCUUCUCUCUUCCAACUUGACUUUUGUACAGACUUUUCAACUACCGCUGUGCAUAAAAGACAUAAUCAAGCAGAUUUUUAUACCUUUUAUGUUCGAAAGAAAAGCAAACCUUUCCUCCCCGAUUUGACCUCCCACACAUUCUCUCGUCAUCCCACACAACGUCUCAAGUCACUUUCUUACCUCGGGAAUUUUGUAAACCACAUUUUUGCAGUUCCGUAUGUAUAUCUUAAUUAAAUGAUUAAAAACAAA
Nerophis ophidion (straightnose pipefish) is the source of this 765-nucleotide messenger RNA. RefSeq names its product cyclin dependent kinase 2 associated protein 2 (gene cdk2ap2). Gene Ontology annotation, cellular component: cytoplasm; nucleus; microtubule. The record is from RefSeq and is a predicted model, not a curated record. The coding region runs from base 178 to 513 and encodes 111 amino acids. The transcript is spliced from 5 exons. Gene Ontology annotation, biological process: negative regulation of G1/S transition of mitotic cell cycle; regulation of microtubule cytoskeleton organization. Lineage: Eukaryota; Metazoa; Chordata; Actinopteri; Syngnathiformes; Syngnathidae.